Messenger RNA from Drosophila melanogaster (fruit fly), 747 nucleotides. RefSeq names its product ribosomal protein L32 (gene RpL32). The transcript has 3 exons. Gene Ontology annotation, cellular component: ribosome. Gene Ontology annotation, molecular function: structural constituent of ribosome. Bases 220 to 663 code for a protein of 147 amino acids. The record is from RefSeq and is marked reviewed. Gene Ontology annotation, biological process: translation. Lineage: Eukaryota; Metazoa; Arthropoda; Insecta; Diptera; Drosophilidae.
CGGCAAGGUAUGUGCGUGAUUUUGGGCCCACGUGUAUUUCCAUUAAUUUUAAGCCGUAAUUGUCGUUUUUGGCGGUUUCGAGUUGAACUGCGUUAGUCCGUGCGCUGUUCGCAAGUGUGCGGCUCGUAUUUCGACCGAAUUCGGAUCGAUUCCUGUGAGAGUUCGCCAAAUGGCUUCUGUUUGUGAUGGGAAUUCGUGGGGCGACACACCGGAAACUCAAUGGAUACUGCCCAAGAAGCUAGCCCAACCUGCUUCAAGAUGACCAUCCGCCCAGCAUACAGGCCCAAGAUCGUGAAGAAGCGCACCAAGCACUUCAUCCGCCACCAGUCGGAUCGAUAUGCUAAGCUGUCGCACAAAUGGCGCAAGCCCAAGGGUAUCGACAACAGAGUGCGUCGCCGCUUCAAGGGACAGUAUCUGAUGCCCAACAUCGGUUACGGAUCGAACAAGCGCACCCGCCACAUGCUGCCCACCGGAUUCAAGAAGUUCCUGGUGCACAACGUGCGCGAGCUGGAGGUCCUGCUCAUGCAGAACCGCGUUUACUGCGGCGAGAUCGCCCACGGCGUCUCCUCCAAGAAGCGCAAGGAGAUUGUCGAGCGCGCCAAGCAGCUGUCGGUCCGCCUCACCAACCCCAACGGUCGCCUGCGUUCUCAAGAGAACGAGUAAGCUUAAGAUUCUUGAGAGUUCUUGUAACGUGGUCGGAAUACACAUUUGUAAACGUUAAUAUACCGGACUUUUAGUUAAAAAAUG